Messenger RNA from Chrysochloris asiatica (Cape golden mole), 2106 nucleotides. RefSeq names its product arachidonate 12-lipoxygenase, 12R type (gene ALOX12B). The record is from RefSeq and is a predicted model, not a curated record. The transcript has 15 exons. Gene Ontology annotation, molecular function: iron ion binding; arachidonate 12(S)-lipoxygenase activity; protein binding. NCBI's taxonomy places the organism in Eukaryota, Metazoa, Chordata, Mammalia, Afrosoricida, Chrysochloridae. Bases 1 to 2106 code for a protein of 701 amino acids. Gene Ontology annotation, biological process: lipid oxidation; linoleic acid metabolic process. Gene Ontology annotation, cellular component: perinuclear region of cytoplasm.
AUGGCCACCUACAAAGUUAAGGUGGCCACAGGCACUGACCUUAUGUCAGGAACACUGGACUCCAUCUCGCUGACCAUUGUGGGAACCCAGGGAGAAAGCCACAAGCAACUAUUGAACCAUUUUGGACGAGACUUUGCAACUGGGGCGGUGGAUGAAUAUACUGUGCAGUGCCAGCAGGACCUCGGAGAGCUCAUCCUUAUCCGCCUGCACAAGGAACGCUCCUCCUUCUUCCCCAAGAAUUCCUGGUACUGCAACUACGUGCAGAUCUGCACACCAAAUGGCCGCAUCUACCACUUCCCCGCCUACCAGUGGAUGGAUGGUUAUGAGACCCUGGCACUCCGGGAAGCUACAGGAAAGACUGCUGCGGAUGACACGCUACCCAUCCUCCUUGCGCACCGACAGGAGGAGAUCAGAGCCAAGCAGGACUUAUACCACUGGCGAGUCUUCGUUCCCGGCCUGCCCAAUUACGUGCACAUUCCCAGUUACCGUCCUCCCGUGCGCCGGCACCGCAACCCCAACCGACCCGAGUGGAAUGGCUACAUUCCGGGGUUCCCCAUUCUUAUCAACAUUAAGGCCACCAAAUACCUGAACUCAAAUCUCCGCUUCUCCUUCAUCAAGACUGCCUCCUUCUUCCUCCGACUGGGGCCCCAGGCUCUCUCAUUCAAGAUCCGCGGUCUGGUGGAUUGCAAACACUCGUGGAAGAGACUGAAAGACAUUAAGAAAAUUUUCCCUGCUAAUAAGACUUUCAUCUCCGAAUACGUUUCCAACCACUGGGCAGAGGACCGAUUCUUUGGGUACCAAUACCUCAAUGGCAUCAACCCAGGCGUGAUCCGCCGCUGCACGCGGAUCCCAGAUAAGUUCCCCGUCACGAAUGACAUGGUGGCGCCGUUCUUGGGCGAUGGAACGUGCCUGCAAGCGGAGCUGGAGAAGGGGAACAUUUACCUGGCAGACUAUCGCAUCAUUGAGGGCAUCCCCACCGUCGAGCUGAACGGUCAGAAGCAGCACCACUGCGCUCCCCUCUGCCUGCUCUACCUUGACCCGGAAGGAAACGUGAUGCCCAUCGCUAUUCAGCUCAGCCAGACCCCCGGGCCUGAUUGCCCCAUCUUCCUGCCCAGUGACUCUGAAUGGGACUGGCUGUUGGCCAAGACCUGGGUGCGCUACGCUGAGUUCUACAGCCACGAGGCCAUCUCCCACCUGCUGGAGACCCACCUCAUGGCUGAAGCCUACUGCCUGGCUGUAAUAAGACAGCUUCCCAUGUGCCACCCCCUCUACAAGCUCCUCGUUCCCCACACUCGAUUCACCAUCCAGAUCAACAGCAUUGGGCGGGCCCUCCUCCUCAAUGAGGGGGGACUCUCUGCCAGGGGCACAUCCCUAGGCUUAGAGGGCUUUGCUGAGGUGAUGGUGCGGGCUCUGAAAGAGAUCACCUAUGACAGCCUCUACCUCCCCAAUGACUUUGUGGAGCGUGGGGUUCAGGACCUGCCCCGAUAUUAUUAUCGCGAUGACUGCCUGGCAGUGUGGGAUGCACUGGAGAGGUAUGUGACAGAGGUCAUCACUUACUAUUACCCGAAUGAUGCCGCUGUGGAGGCUGACCCGGAAUUGCAGUGCUGGGUGCAGGAGAUAUUCAAGGAGUGUUUGCUAGGACGAGAGAGCUCAGGUUUUCCCACAUGCUUGCGAACAGUGCCUGAGCUGAUCCGGUAUGUCACCAUCGUCAUCUAUACCUGCUCUGCUAAGCACGCAGCUGUCAACACAGGGCAGCUCGAGUAUACCUCCUGGAUGCCCAACUUCCCAACAUCCAUGAGGAACCCACCCAUGCAGGUGAAGGGGCUGACCACUGAGGAGACUUUCAUGGACACAUUGCCAGAUGUAAAAACCACGUGCAUCAUUCUCUUGGUGUUCUGGACGCUCAGUCGGGAGCCUGAUGAUAAGCGACCCUUGGGUCACUUCCCCGACAUCCACUUCGUGGAGGAGGUCCCGCGCAGGAGCAUGGAGGCGUUUCGCCAGCGGCUGAUUCAGAUCUCACAAAACAUCCGCCAGCGCAACAAGUGCCUCCCCAUCCCCUACUGCUACCUGGAUCCUGUGCUGAUUGAAAACAGUAUUUCUAUCUAG